GCUACGGCAGGGCGUCGUUCUGUGGCCGGCCAGUUCCUGAAGAGGGCGAUGGACAAGAUGGAGCGUGUGGGGCCCUCCGGCUUGGGUGGAGUGGUCAUGUGGCCUCGACGGGUCUAUUCCCGCAAGAAGAGGGCUGGUGAGAGGCUCAACCUCACCCCGAAGCCGGACCCAGCCCUCCCUGGGAAGACAGAGGCGCCGCCGCCAGGUCUGAAGGGAUUGCGGAAGAUUACUGAGAAAGAGGAAUUGAACAGGCCCAGAGGCAGCAGCUCACAGCUGCCGAGUCAGUUAAGUGUUACAGGAAGGGAAAACCUGCAAGAAAAUGAUAGCCCUGGCAAAGAGACCCCAGAUGAAAAGAAAACUCCGUUGAGUGAGUCAGUGACUCAUGACUUCGAGAUUGACAGCUGUUCAUCCAGCAGUGAACUGGUUUCAGGGCUGACUUUGGAGCAUGAUGUUUCCAGUUGGUCCCUGAGUUGUUCAGACACAGACUCAUAUACAAGGAAGACUGAAGAGAGUAGAAGUAGCUUCUCAUCACCUGAGCUGUUCAGAGGCUCAGACUGUUUGGACUGGGAGCAUCCCAUGUUGGAAGAGUACAAGUCUCUCAAGAAUUCCACUCUUCUGGACACCAGCAAAGCAGUAACUAUAGAGAAGGCACCACAGCUUGCAAACCUCUCAGCAAUUUUGAGUUCCUCUUCAGAAGACUAUGAGAAAUGCCAUAGAAACAUAGGGAUGACAUUAGAAGCCCCACAUAUCUCUCCAGUACCACAGUAUACUUCAAAUUUAGCAUCAGAAAAUGCAGCUUCUGAGGUUAUAUUUGCUGGGAAAACUGGCCCUCCAACCACCAAAAAAACAAAGAAAAAACCUGAAAAGGAAUCUGAAGAUAGAGGUCCACAAGUUCAAACAGCGUUAAGCUCUGGUCAUCUAGACAGCAAGGCUCCAUUCUCUCAUCAUAGUUUACCUCUUGAAAUCGUUGCCAUGAAUGAUGUUCUUCUGCCUCAAACCCUGGAAACUGUGUUGAAAAAAAGUUUUACUCCUCCUGAUAAGCAAAGCAAAGCUCUGUUAACAAGUACACCAUCUUCAGACACAGCUGACUUUGUGAUUGAUUUGUCUCCAGUGCAAAAUGUAUCUUUUGAAGAACUAUUUCCAAAUGUCAGCAAUUAUGUUAACUCAAGUGAAAUUGUUCCUGUGUCAAGUUGGCAAGAAAGUUCUUCAAAUGAGUUUCCUUCAUACGCAUCAGAGCUCUGUUGUAUUAUUAAGGCAUCACCAGGAACUAGACAGAUUAGAAGUAAAGAUGCCACUGUAAACAAAAACUGUUCUCCUCCUAAAGAUGUUCCUCCAGAUAUUAUAAUGAAGAUGAAUGGCAGAACAUAACAGCCGUGGCUGAAUUUCCACUGCAUUGAAGAUGUGAGUGUAAAGUAAAAAGUCCAUAUAAGCAGAAUGUCUGCCUGAAAUGAUACAAAAUGAAAAGUCUCUUAUUAUUUGUGAUAAACUGUGUGGAAAUCUCA
This is a messenger RNA of Peromyscus leucopus (white-footed mouse), 1502 nucleotides long. It is a transcript of the gene Meikin, whose product is annotated as meiotic kinetochore factor. Gene Ontology annotation, cellular component: kinetochore. Bases 49 to 1368 code for a protein of 439 amino acids. The transcript is spliced from 14 exons. Gene Ontology annotation, biological process: meiotic sister chromatid cohesion, centromeric; male meiosis chromosome segregation; meiosis I sister chromatid cohesion. NCBI's taxonomy places the organism in Eukaryota, Metazoa, Chordata, Mammalia, Rodentia, Cricetidae. The record is from RefSeq and is a predicted model, not a curated record.